This is a messenger RNA of Fonsecaea erecta, 3810 nucleotides long. RefSeq lists its product as hypothetical. The coding region runs from base 1 to 3810 and encodes 1269 amino acids. The transcript has 3 exons. NCBI's taxonomy places the organism in Eukaryota, Fungi, Ascomycota, Eurotiomycetes, Chaetothyriales, Herpotrichiellaceae. The record is from RefSeq and is a predicted model, not a curated record. Gene Ontology annotation, molecular function: protein binding.
AUGGCCCGUCCCAAUUUUAUUGAGCUGCCCCCCGAAAACCCUCGCUCGGCCAGCGCGCUGUCACGAAAUGCACUGUCCCCCCGGAUCCAACACUUCGACGGCGAUGUCCCCCCGGCACUGUCACCGCUGGACGCCAUUGCUGCCCGCAGUCGCAAAUUGGCCAAAGAGUUGGAGGAAACGAGGAAAGCGGGCGAGCGACGCAUGAGCAGACUCCCGCCGCAAGUGGUGACGGAAUCCCUCACCGAACAUCAAAACAAUCGUCCUCCGAUAUUUCGAGCCUUGUCGGACAAUCUUGACACGGUCCCUCCUCUGCCAACAUGGGACAAGGAACGCGGCGGUAGUUUCGCUCGGGUUGCUCAUCCUCUGAGCAGGCCUUCCUCCCAACGUGUUCACGUGAGUGACAUUGUCAAGUCGGAGGUGGACUCAGAAAGCAAAGAGCCCCCUCCGAUGCAGGAUUACUUUGGCGCCCCUCGAGUGGAAUCUCCUCCGCCCAUGGAACCCAAGAGACCGUCGUCGUCGUCUCACAGCGUGGGCAGUCCUUCUCUGCAUCCUCAACCCGGGCUUUCGAGACAAGUCUCGGGCACCUCUCAAUCAGACUUCAGCGCGACACUGGCGCCUCCACGAUCGUUCUCGAACAGACUUCGACCGUACCACGAUGCUUCAGACGACGACUAUACCAGUUCCAAUGCCGGUUCGACCUUUUCGCAGUCGAGGAAGCUUUCGUCCAGCAGCGGCGUCUCUGCUCCCCAUUCUCCGAUUUCCCCCUACGCACAGUCUCAUACCCGAUCACCCUCCAACACUUCGCUCGGAUCUCCCACCCACAAGAUCCCGACACGGAAUUUCUCCCGACCUCUGAGUUCGGUCAGCAUGAGCAAUCUCAAGGACAACAAAAGCCCGACCAAGGCCACAUUUGCAAACCGGAUGAGCCAGCUUCGCGCUUCGAAUUCCUUUGACAGUUCUGCAUCACCGAUCGAUGGCUAUCUCGCGGGAGAAGCAUCUUCAUACACACACGCGACCUACAGCCUCCCCCGAGGCCGACUGGUCUCUGAUCGGACAUCUGGGCUCUUCUUGGGCCUCUCCACACCACAUUUUGAGUGGCAAGAACCGAUGUUCCCAUGUACGCCUCCUUUGGAAGCGAAAAAUAGCACUGAGCUGCCCAUCCCGUCUCCCAUCGCUUCGGCUCGGCCCAGCAGAGAAGACCAACACCAUCCCAGGUCGGGCCCGUCUUUUGAACUCAACACUGAGCACCUUCCGACCACCACAGACCGUGCCACCCAUCCAACAGCACAUUACACGCCAACAGGGUCUCUCAGAUCCAAUGACUCUUCUAGCUCAAGACCUUCAGUUGGCCAGAUAUAUCCUCCCGCCUCUGCAUUCAUGGCGCCCCCUGUGCCGUUGUCACCUGUGGAAGAGGCAUCACACUCCUCGCGGUCGACGAGCACAGUUCGCCCAACCACGAGCCGGUCGACCAGCAAUUACCAAGGCCUCUCCAUGGACGAGCACGUCACCAAGGCCAUUGAGCUCCAUCAACAAGGUGAAUUGAAAGAAUCGACCUAUCAUCUGCGCAUCGCGGCCAACAAGGGACAUCCCACCGGAAUGCUCCUGUACGCCCUUGCGUGCCGUCACGGGUGGGGCAUGCGAGCCAAUCCGCGAGAAGGCGUCCAGUGGCUUCGCAAGGCGGUCGACCACGCCAUGCUCGAGAUUGCGGACGACGAAGACCCUGCGAGCCAGAGGCCUGGUGUUGAUUUCAAUGAGAGGAAGGCACAUCGGGCUCAGUUUGCGCUGAGCAUCUACGAACUCGGGGUGUCGCAUCUCAACGGCUGGGGUAUCGAGCAAGACAAGGCGCUCGCUCUCCGCUGCUUUGAGAUCGCCGGUAACUGGGGUGACACCGAUGCUUUGACCGAAGCUGGCUUUUGCUAUGCAGAAGGCAUUGGAUGCAAGAAAGACCUGAAGAAGGCGGCCAAGUUUUACCGGAGGGCUGAGGCCAAGGGUGUCAGUAUGGUGGGGAAUAGCUGGAUCUAUAAGGACAAAUACAACGACUCGGAGGACGAGACCGAGGAUCGAUCGCGGUCCUCCCGAAAGACGUCGGGCGAGAAGCUACGCAGCAAGUCCAAAUCUCGCGGGAUCUUUGGACGCAAGACAGCUUCGGGGAUCUCGACCACCAACCACAGGAUGAUCAGUCACAGUCACCCUCCUCAGCCCCUGGUGAAGAAUGGUCACGAAGAGUCCCGGGUCCCACAGACGAUGGACAUGGAAACAGGAACGGGCACAGAAAUGAUGGGAAGACCUGUCCGGUCCUCGGUCCUCUCGCCACAGCAGAUGCCCGCCCUGCUGGCCCGGCUCGAGACUCUCCUGCCUUUCUCCAUUCCGCUGCUGCGACGCAUCCAGUUCCACCUGCAUAGUCACCAGCCCGUGUCGGCGUCGGCGAGGGUGUUUGUCGCUGUUGCUGGUACCUCUAGUGAUGAUGAUGGUGGUGACGAUACAGCGUAUGUGGAUCGCUGGCUAAGAGGGUCUUCUUCGAGAGCACAGGAUGAGAAGAUGCCGAUCGGGAAAGAAGGAGAAGAAUUACCGCCAGCAGAGCUCGAAGAGUCACAGCAGCCCUGGAUCGCUGCAUACAUCGACUUGGCAAACCCAGGCCAAUGCCAGGUGUGGAUGUUCGCCAGCUGGGAGGCCGAUGCACGGUAUCCAUUCCCGUCGUCCUUAGCAGCAGGCUCAAGCACAGCUUCAGAUUCGACAUCGCAGUCCCCAUCGUCAUCUUCAUCACCUGACUCUCUUCCUCCCUCUUCUUCUGCUGCUACUACUACACCCGCCAUCCACGGCGCCCUCAUGCAUGCACUCUUUACAUACAUCCGGACACACCUGGUGCCGCUACUCCCGACCUCCCCCCCACCCUCAUGGCUCGAGCUGCUGCGCACGGGCAAGUACCUGACGACGCCGUACUCGCGCAACAAGGUGCUGUUCGGCACCGUUAGCGAGAAGCUGUGGCGGUAUUUCCCGCUCGACGCCCGGGCCCGGACCGACGACGGGUAUUGGAAGUAUUUGUUCCGGGUUGGCCAGCAGCAGGAGGAGGAGGAGGGAGGAUCACUAUCGUCGAUGUCAAAUUCAAUAUCAAAGUUAACCCUAUUGACAGACCUCCCACCCAUUCUCCCAUCCUCCCCCUCAACCACCUCUACCACCCACCUCCCACCGGGUUACCAAUUCGGCCCCCUCCGCGCCUCGCAUCUGCAGACGGUGGUGGACCGUACGCCUGUGCCGCGUACGCUGGAUACGCUUCGCGAGUUCGUGUCGGUGGGCGUGUUCCACCACCAUGGGCACGGCGGAAACGACAACGGGUCUGAACACCAGCAGCAGCAGCCCGACCGCGACCACGCUGCCGCCGCCGCCAUCGGGUGGGGCUUUCUGGGCAAGGACGCCAGUCUGUCUAGCCUGCACACCGAGCCCGAGCACCGCGGCAAGGGCCUGGCCGUGACCUUGGGUCGCGAGCUCUUGCGCCGUCAGCAUGUGGUGUCGCCGUCUAAGGCGGCGGCAAAGGUUGAGGUAGAAGGGCAGGCGGAAAAGGAAAUGCCUAAGGAUGGGUAUGGCAGAAAUGGACAGGUAUAUCGUGAAAAUGCAUUGAACACUACCACCACUAGUACCACCCCUCGGGGCUAUUACACCUGGGCGCACGCCGACGUGUCCCAAUCCAACACGGCGAGCCGGCGGGUGAUGGAGAAGCUAGGCGGCAAGCCCCUGUGGAUGGUCAUGUGGACCGAGGUGGACAUUGAAAAGGUCCUGUCAUCGUCAUCGUCGUCACCGUCGCCGUCGUCGUGA